AUGAAUAGUGAAUCGGAAGUUAAAAACCAAGGUGGAUCAAAUCAAGAUGGAAAACGUUUAUUCAAAUUCUCUUUCAAUGUCAACAAAAAAACGGAUGAUCAAACUGAAAUGACUGGCGAAUUCGUAGGAGAUGUUCAACAUUUUUGUGAUUACGAUGAAGCCGUCGCAAAAUGUUUUCAACUUCUUGAAGCUUGUUAUAUUCCAGUUGGUGGAAAACCAUCAAAAGAUGAUGAAGAUUCAUUUCAAAAAAUGGCCACAGCUUUACAUGAUUUCAAAACACAUUUUCAAAAUACACCACAUUCACAAGCUUUGGAUACAUUUGAUUCGAAUAUGAAAGCAGCGUGUGCGGCGAGAAAAGCACACCAAAAAGAUCAAAAAUAUCAAUUGAGACAUUUGAGAAGAUUUCAUGUUGAUGAUUUUCAAAAAUUUCUUACACAACGAAAAGCUUUUGAUGAGUAAGUUUUGAAUUUUCUUUACAUGAGAAAAUUAUUUUCCUUAAUUAGAUCUCGCAAGCGAAUGGAUCAAGCAAAAGUUGAUGUUCGAGAUGCGAAAACAACUGCACAAAUUGAGAAAAAAGCAAUUUGUUAUCAAAUGGCUGUUGAUGAUUUUGAUGCGCAAACUGAACUUGUCAGUUUUUCCCUAAUUUCAUUUUUCCAGAAUCAUUUCACUUUUUUCAGCUAAUCAAAUUGAUUGAUGGUUUGCCAAAAAUCAAACAAACCAAUUGUCACGAUAUUUUGAUGUUUUUGACAAAACACAAAGUUUAUCAUGCUGAUAUGGUUCGCUUCUAUAAAAUCACAUGA
Molecule: messenger RNA, 800 nt
Organism: Caenorhabditis angaria
Lineage: Eukaryota; Metazoa; Nematoda; Chromadorea; Rhabditida; Rhabditidae
Source: the annotation of a GenBank genome assembly